AUGUCGCACUCUUCGAUUGCUCCACCUAGUCCUCCAUAUCCCCCGCCGACCCAUCCCUCUGCCGAUACCUCUGCUAGAGAUGGUGCCGAUCCCGGGUUCACCACAGUGUUCAUCUUCAUCCGGCAGCAUUGGUGGACCGCCCUUUGCAAGAGCGCGUUCAAGAACAUCGAAGUCGACUACCUUUUUGAGGCCGGCUGGUUCGACGAAAAUGGCAUCCUCGAUAUCAACGACCCGCGUUAUGAGCCAAUCGUCAGCUUGCUCAUUUACACGCACGCUAGCAUCAUCGAGAAGGCCGGGGUCCUCGCCACACAAGCAAUCAAGCCUUAUUGGAUCCACGAUCACAAGUCGGGAGGCGCUCGGGUCGUCUUCAAGGUGAAGCCAAAGGUUGGCCACGCCUGGGUGUACAUGGCUAAGAUGCCGGGUCGCGGCUACAUCGAUCGUAGGACCGACCGCACCGCGUACCUUAAGAGCAUCGGACAGCCGGACGAAGAUGUCGAUCCUGAAGCAGAGAUGAAUCAUGCAAAACUCGACCUGGCAUAUUAUCACCAGAAGCUCUUGAAGAACGACAAAGCCCCGAUACCCGAGAGCGUGCGCUGUGGAGGCGAGGCCGUCGAAGUCAGCUCUGAGUCUGAGGGCGACUUCGAUCGCGAUGACGAGGCGGCAUAUCGCGAGAGCAAGGAGGCCUACAACUCUGGUGAGUGCAACGGCUUUCAAGCCAAGCCGAAAAAGAAAAAGAAGUUCAUGGGAGUGUGGUAGGGAGCACCGUGAGCAGCGGAACGAGGGUUUCCUGCUUGAACUCUUCACAUGCGAACGCCAAAGGAGUAGCAUCGACGCCCUCCGCAACGGUUUUGGAGCGUUGAAUGCUAUUAUUUCCUGUAUCUUCAUUCAUGUCAUUAGCAGGGAUUGCAUAGAGGCCCGAGAUCCUAAACAGUAAAGAAUUCUCUAG
This is a messenger RNA of Mytilinidion resinicola, 946 nucleotides long. RefSeq lists its product as uncharacterized. The coding region runs from base 1 to 756 and encodes 251 amino acids. Lineage: Eukaryota; Fungi; Ascomycota; Dothideomycetes; Mytilinidiales; Mytilinidiaceae. The record is from RefSeq and is a predicted model, not a curated record. The transcript has 2 exons.